Venturia canescens is the source of this 1372-nucleotide messenger RNA. It is a transcript of the gene Fadd, whose product is annotated as fas-associated death domain protein. Lineage: Eukaryota; Metazoa; Arthropoda; Insecta; Hymenoptera; Ichneumonidae. Bases 413 to 1240 code for a protein of 275 amino acids. The record is from RefSeq and is a predicted model, not a curated record. Gene Ontology annotation, molecular function: protein binding. The transcript is spliced from 4 exons. Gene Ontology annotation, biological process: signal transduction.
GACAACUCUGAGAAUGCCUCUGUAUUAUUGAAGUCAGCGAUGACGACAACGAAUAAGUCGUCAAUUGCUUAAUUAAUAAGUAAUCAUCGAAUCGACAGUGCUAAAUAUUGAUAAAAGGUUCGAGAUUGAAGAAUUAAACAAUAAAUAAAUAAAUAUACAUAAAGCUACCGUAAAAUGUGAUUGGGAAGGAAGGAAAAAACAAGAACAGAUUCUCGUGUUGAGGUUAAAGAUAGUGAUGGAGAGGAACAGAUUUUUACAGUUGGUAACCCACACAUCACAUGAAACUGUUUGAUGAAUUGAAAUGAUGCCGGAAUUCCCCGUUAAAUAAUAGUAAAUGUGUGAUUUUCAUGGCUCCAAAGUUCAGUAUUGAUAAUCUCUGUACUAUCAAGUAGAAACCGCGACCAUCAUAGAGAUGGAAUACGCGACGAUACUUGAAAAAUUACAACUGAAUUAUACAGUUUUGAAGGGAAAGUUUUUGCGCACAUCGAAGCCUUACAUCGAAAAUCGACCUGAUGCGCUCGAUGAUUUGAAAAGUUAUUAUUCAAGUGUAAUCAAUUCAGCACGGACUUCUGAUUACAUAAAUAAUCUCGAGAGUUUGUUGGGAAUAUUAGAAAAGCGCAAUGAACUAUCAUACGAAAACAUCAAGCCAUUGAUACACAUAGAAGCUCGUUACGUGAGGAGUCCCGAACUUGGGACGUUAUUAAGGAAUUAUGAGGAAAAUAUGCACGAUUAUCCUGUUGUGCCACUUUUCAAUGUUUAUGAUUUAUAUAGUGAACAAUCCUAUGAGAGUCAACAGGGCUAUACUUCGGGCGUCCAGAGUAACGCUCAAUCAGCCGGUGGUUCUAGUCUACAAGAUCCAAUGACCAUCUAUUCCACCACUCUAUCGUCCUUUCAUCUCACAAUACCAGCUCCCGUACAAAUAACCUCACUGCCGAAUUCGAAUAACGAGGAUUCUCGAAUAGCAACUAUUGUAUUCCUCGAAGUGAGCGACAAGCUUGGACGUCACUGGCGCGAUGUAGCACGUUUUCUUGGUGUGACGGAACAUGACAUCGAUGACAUUGAUUAUCAGCCCCAAUUACCUUUAAAAGAAAAAGCUCUCAAGGCUUUCACAAAAUUCCAAUCCAAGUCUGAUCCUCUCGAAUGGAAACCGCGACUCCAGCGAGCUUUGGAAAAGGCGAGAAGACGAGAUCUGAUGGAAAUGGUUGAAAAAUUGUUGUCACAGCAACAUCGAUCAGCGUAAUAGAUCCGAUAAUGGCUAAUAACAUUUUUACAUUACUAGAUAUUUCUUAUUUUACCCAUAUCGAUGAAAUAUUAAGAGUGCGUACACUGUGUUUGAUUCGUUCAUGAGCGAAUAAAGCAUCAAAUUUUUUCA